CCGCGGGAUUCGCCCGCGCUCGGCGCGGCGGCUGCGGCGAGCCGGGGGAGCGGGCGGGAUGCCGGGCAGGGCUUUUCUGCUGGGGUGCUACAGGGGUCUUCCUGGCGAGGAAAGGGGUGUCUGUGACAGGCUGUCCGGUAAAGUGAAAAAUUCUGAAAGCCCGACUUGUGCUGACGGCGUGGCGGGUGCUCGUAGGGUGAAGGAGGUGCUGCUCUUGUCAGUUUUGGUUUCGAAGGUGACACACGUACGUGCUCCACCUGAGACACAGCCGGGAGCGCCCGCCGGGGCACAGCAUCAAAACAUCGCUUCAAAAUAACUUGCUAAGAUAUUUUCGCCUGUCAGUGCUGUUUGCCAACUCUGAAUUCAAAAGUACCAGUCUUAAAGAAAAUUGUUACUCAUUUAGGUAAGCAACUAAUGAAAAGUCUAAAGUUAGCUAAAAAGUCUUUUUUCUAACAAGUUGAUAGCUUUCCUUUGGUUCUCAGACAAAAUAACACAGCUAUUAUGAAACAAAGAGGAAAGAAUGUUUCAGGCGGAAUGAAAAACCAGUUCCUGGUUUUGGUCACUUUUAGCUUUGACACAGGUAUUUUAGAAGUGGAAGUCGUCAUUUGAUGUCCUCUAAAUAAGCUGUGAACCUUUUAAGAAGUUCUACAUUGAUAAGAUCAUAAUUAUAGUUGCAUUAACUGUGCCCUUAGGUCAGUCAAGCAGUAAGUUUGCAUCUAACUUCAAGCACAGAAAUAAUUCACUGAAUCUUCUUCAGUGCUUUCAUUUAAACAUAUGUAUUUUGCUGAAGCGCUGUUGACAGUUUCAAAAGUAAGGCCUUAAAAGAUGUUUCAAAUUAUUAUAGUCUCAAGGUAAAAUCCUUUGUUUAGCAUUUAGGUGAAGCUGACAGACCAUGUGUGGGGAGGAAGCUACUAUUGCUACUUACUAGCAUUAUUUCCCCCUUUCAGCUUCUAUGUUCUUUUGAAAAUCAGUGACACAGAUAUGGGUUUUUUCUUCAUUUAAAAUGCUAAACUGAAAUACUUCUGUUUCAUUUGUCCUCCAAGCAAAUUGUUCUGGUAUCAACAGGUCAAGUGCAAAGUAGGUCUGAGUUGUGUGGUGUUGGGCUUUGUUUGUGUUUUCUUUGUUUUACUUGGGUUUGGCUUUAGUUUUUUGUUUCUGCUGAAGAUCAUAUUUCUAGCUGUUUAAAGAUGGAUAGAUUUUAACAUAAGAAUGAAGUAAAAAUGAAGUAAGCAGGUGAUUUUUUGGUCUCAUUAGUUUAGUCCAAGUGGGUUUUGUUGUGUCAUAAGUUACUAUAGAAAACUGAGACUGCAAGAGUUUUACCAUUUCUUUGUGAAAAGCAAAAAAAUAAGCCUUAGUAACCCCUUUGCAUCUAUAGAUUUGAAAACUAGGGUAUAGCUGUGACUGUGCUGGACUCAGUUUGACCUGUUUGGUUCCACUUACUGGUGUUAGUAAACUGUUUCUGUCAUGUUAUGUUUUCAGUGGCUGUUUGGAACUAAAAGGACGCUGAGAAUCCCUUAGCUGACUUUUGUGAUGGCAGUGCUAACAGCCCUUGCUAUUUUCUGAGCCCUCUUCUGCUACUGUUGUUCAUAAAAUAGGGGACUGUCUUCAGUAAGACCCCAGAACUUGUGACUUAAAAUGGCAGGAGAAGAUUCCUAUAUUAUGGGAGUAUCUGAUCCUCAAAUGUUUGCAAUGGAUCAGUUCAUGGGAAUGAAUGCAUUAUUUAAUAGUACAAAUUACAUCCCUUCAGACUUACCAAUCCGAACAGCAGAUGGACCAUAUCUUCAAAUCAUAGAACAGCCAAAACAGAGGGGGUUUCGUUUUCGAUACGUGUGCGAAGGACCUUCACAUGGUGGACUUCCUGGUGCUUCUAGUGAAAAGAACAAAAAAUCUUACCCUCAGGUCAAAAUCUGCAAUUAUGUUGGACCUGCAAAAGUAAUUGUCCAGUUAGUAACUAAUGGGAAAUACGUCCACUUACAUGCUCACAGCUUGGUGGGUAAAUUUUGUGAAGAUGGAGUGUGCACAGUUAAUGCAGGACCUAAAGAUAUGGUUGUAGGGUUUGCAAAUCUUGGAAUACUUCAUGUCACAAAGAAGAAAGUGUUUGAAACUCUGGAAACACGCAUGAUAGAUGCUUGCAAGAAGGGAUACAACCCAGGACUCCUGGUGCAUCCUGAACUCGGCUAUCUGCAGGCAGAAGGAUGUGGAGACAGACAGCUAACUGAACGAGAGAGAGAAAUUAUCCGCCAGGCAGCGAUACAGCAAACUAAAGAAAUGGAUCUCAGUGUCGUGCGUCUCAUGUUUACAGCCUUUCUUCCUGACAGUAAUGGCAGUUUCACACGGAAACUUGAUCCCGUUAUAUCAGAUGCAAUAUAUGACAGCAAAGCUCCCAAUGCCUCCAACUUAAAAAUUGUAAGAAUGGACAGAACAGCAGGGUGUGUGACAGGAGGGGAAGAGAUUUACCUUCUCUGUGACAAGGUUCAGAAAGAUGAUAUUCAAAUACGUUUCUAUGAAGAGGAUGAGAAUGGUGGUAUGUGGGAAGGCUUUGGAGAUUUUUCUCCUACAGAUGUACAUAGACAGUUUGCUAUCGUGUUCAAAACCCCCAAGUAUCGCGAUGUCAAUAUCACAAAGCCGGCAUCUGUGUUUGUACAACUGCGGAGGAAAUCGGAUCUGGAAACAAGCGAACCAAAGCCUUUCCUCUACUACCCAGAAAUUAAAGAUAAAGAAGAAGUGCAAAGGAAACGACAGAAGCUCAUGCCUAACUUCUCUGAUGGCUAUGGUGGAGGCAGUGGCACCGGAGGUGGUGGCAUGUAUGGAGGGGGAGGUGGCAGUGCUGGCUCUGGGUUCAGUUAUCCUUCAUAUGGAUACUCUGCUUUUGGAGGGAUGCACUUCCACCCUGGCACAACAAAGUCCAAUGCUGGAAUGAAACAUGAAGGACUAUCAAACAGCACAGCUGAACAAACCAGGAAGAGCUCUGAUAAACAAAGUGACAAAUGGGAUGUGAAACAUGAUGUGAAGGUGGAAACUGUGGAGAGGACUGUGUGCAGAAUGUCUGCUGAUAAUGAGGAGAAGGAGGAUGCUGCUUCUUCCUGUAAAACUGAAGUAAACGAAGCAGAUUUCAGGUGGCAGGAUUCUCUGUUCCUGGAGAAGGCCAUGCAGCUUGCCAAGCGUCACUGCAACGCUCUCUUUGAUUAUGCUGUGACUGGAGAUGUGAAGAUGCUGUUGUCUGCUCAGCGCCAUCUCACUGCUGUCCAGGAUGAUAAUGGAGACAAUGUCCUUCAUUUAGCAAUUAUCCACCUUCAUAGUGAGCUGGUGAAAAACCUCUUGGAAGUGAUGCCAGAUUUGAAUUACAAUGACAUCAUUAACAUGAGAAAUGACCUCUAUCAGACCCCCUUGCACCUGGCAGUAAUCACAAAGCAGGCAGAGGUGGUAGAAGACUUGCUGAGGGCUGGAGCAGAUGUCAGCCUCCUGGAUCGCCAUGGUAAUUCUGUCUUACAUUUAGCUGCUACCGAAGGAGACGACAAGAUCUUGAGUCUGCUCCUCAAGCAUGAGAAGAUAUCUCCGAUGGUCAACCUUUCCAAUGGUGAAGGUCUCAGUGCAAUUCACAUGGUAGUGAUGGCAAACAGUAUGUCCUGCCUCAAACAGCUGAUUGCUGCUGGAGUUAAUGUCAAUUCUCAGGAACAAAAAUCUGGACGAACUGCGUUGCAUUUGGCUGUUGAACAAGAGAACAUCCCUUUGGCAGGCUGCCUUUUGCUUGAGGGUGAUGCAGAUGUGGACAGCACUACAUAUGAUGGGACGACUCCACUUCACAUAGCAGCUGGAAGGGGCUCUACAAAACUGACAGCAGUUCUCAAAGCAGCAGGUGCAAAUCCUCACAUUGAGAACUUUGAGCCAUUGUUUGAUCUAGAUGAUGUGAAAGAUGCUGAAGAUGAUGAUGAAGGGAUUGUGCCUGGAACAACACCGCUGGAUAUGGCAGCCAACUGUGAGGUGUAUGACAUAUUAAAUGGGAAACCCUACCAGUCAACAGAAGUUUCGGAGGAGUUGCUGACACGAGGAAACUUGAGAGAGCUGAAUGAAAAUUCCAAGAUGCAGCUUUACAAACUAUUGGAAUUGCCUGAUCCUACCAAAAACUGGUCCACUCUAGCACAAAAACUAGGUCUUGGCAUACUUAAUAAUGCCUUCAGGUUGAGCCUUUCUCCAUCGAAAACUCUGCUAGAUAACUAUGAGGUCUCUGGUGGUACAGUUCAGGAGUUGAUUGCUGCUUUGAGGCAGAUGAAUCACACAGAAGCCAUUGAAGUCAUUCAGGAAGCAUUAUCCAUCUCACACAGCCCAUCUCACCUGGAGAAGAGUACAGCAAAAGCUCUUCCGUCGUCAUCACCACUCACCUUUGCAAGUGGAGAGACAGGUGAGCUUUAUAACAGCAAAUUUCAAGACAACGAAAGCACGUGUGACAGCGGUGUGGAGACCUCGUUCCGCAAACUGAGUUUUACUUAUUCAGACUCUCUGAACAGCAAGUCAUCACUAACACUGAGCAAAAUGGCCCUGGGCUACGGACAUGAAAGUUCAGUCCAAAGCAAUUAUAUAGCUGAAUAGUAAUGUUCAAUUAGCAAUAUGCAGUUACAGGAACAAAUACAACAUUAAAAAUUACAUCAGUGUCGUCCUGGUCAGAGGGAAGUGAAUUCACAACCAAAAGUGCACUGGAAGAAUCCCACCCAAACCAGAAGCAAUGGCAACUUCAGCAUGCAACUCCUAGGCACUGCUUCCUUCCUCAAGUACAUUUAAUUUUAUUCAUUUACAAGCCAUAUACAAUAACCAGGGCUCUCCUGCCAUAUUAAUACACAGGACUGGACGCUAUGAAAGACUGACUGAGCUUUUGUGGGUUGUGAGGAUUUUCUUUUACAGAUGAAAGUCACUCCUUAAAGCAUAAUAUGAACUCAAAAAAGAGGUAAGGCACACAGAGCAAUCAAAGGAUACAGUUUCUAGCCGGUCUCUUCAUAAUUUUUGCAGCACAGUUGCACGAAAAGAGCUCCUAAUAUAGCUGGCAAAGAAAAAUCAUUAAUCGUAACAGUGACAAUUUAGAGAAAAAAAGAAAAUCCUAAAAAAAAGAAUCUUGUAUAUUUCAAAUAAUGUAUUUAAAUUUCACUUUGGUACCUCUUAUUCAAAAUCUUUUUCCAGUUUGGCAUUUUCCUACUUGUAAAUAGUUUUUUUAUAUCUGUUCCUGUUUGACAAAGUGGGCUUUUUAAAUGCUUAUUUUUAUUUUACUUUUAUAAUAAAACCCUAAAAUUAAUUCUCUUGUCUAUGCUUGCUGUGAUUUUUCCAUAU
Molecule: messenger RNA, 5316 nt
Organism: Pipra filicauda (Wire-tailed manakin)
Lineage: Eukaryota; Metazoa; Chordata; Aves; Passeriformes; Pipridae
Gene: NFKB1
Product: nuclear factor kappa B subunit 1
Exons: 25
Coding region: 1636-4587 (983 amino acids)
Biological process (GO): non-canonical NF-kappaB signal transduction; innate immune response; regulation of transcription by RNA polymerase II
Cellular component (GO): cytoplasm
Molecular function (GO): protein binding; RNA polymerase II cis-regulatory region sequence-specific DNA binding; DNA-binding transcription factor activity, RNA polymerase II-specific
Source: RefSeq, a predicted model, not a curated record